This is a messenger RNA of Schizosaccharomyces osmophilus, 639 nucleotides long. It is a transcript of the gene erd2, whose product is annotated as HDEL receptor. Lineage: Eukaryota; Fungi; Ascomycota; Schizosaccharomycetes; Schizosaccharomycetales; Schizosaccharomycetaceae. Gene Ontology annotation, cellular component: endoplasmic reticulum; membrane; cis-Golgi network. Bases 1 to 639 code for a protein of 212 amino acids. The record is from RefSeq and is a predicted model, not a curated record. Gene Ontology annotation, molecular function: ER lumen protein retrieval receptor activity. Gene Ontology annotation, biological process: endoplasmic reticulum to Golgi vesicle-mediated transport; protein retention in ER lumen. The transcript has 3 exons.
AUGUCUUUGUUCAGUGGAUUGGGCGAUUUGGCCCAUUUGGCUGCGAUUUUCCUUUUGUUACAAAAAAUGAGAAAAUCGAGAUCGUGUUCAGGAAUUUCAUUAAAAUCACACUUGCUCUUUCUUUUAGUAUACAUUACAAGAUAUCUGAACUUGUUUUGGCGUUUUGGAAACUUUUACUUCUUCUUAAUGCGUAUAAUAUUUAUCUGUUCUGAAUUCUAUAUCUGUUAUUUAAUAUUACAGAAUUUACGACCUACAUAUGACAAACGUCUGGACACUUUUCGUACUGGAUACCUAUUGGGCGGUUGCGCGAUUUUGACUCUCAUUUACCCUAGUAAAUACAACGUUUCUGGUAUUUUAUGGACAUUUAGUAUCUGGUUGGAAAGUGUAGCUAUCUUGCCUCAGUUGUUUAUGCUUCAACGAUCCGGUGAAGCCGAAACCAUAACUGCUCAUUACUUGCUUGCCAUGUGUCUUUAUCGUGGUCUUUACAUCCCUCAUUGGAUAUACCGCCUAGCAACUCAAAAGCCCGUCAUGGCUGUCUCGGUGAUUGCUGGAAUUGCUCAAACGAUUCUCUAUGCCGACUUUGCUAUUGUCUAUCGACGCACUGUGUUGCAGGGAAAGAGGUUUCGCUUGCCAGCAUAG